This is a messenger RNA of Mastomys coucha (southern multimammate mouse), 4718 nucleotides long. RefSeq names its product WW and C2 domain containing 1 (gene Wwc1). NCBI's taxonomy places the organism in Eukaryota, Metazoa, Chordata, Mammalia, Rodentia, Muridae. Gene Ontology annotation, molecular function: kinase binding; molecular adaptor activity. Gene Ontology annotation, biological process: regulation of DNA-templated transcription; negative regulation of organ growth; cell migration. The transcript has 23 exons. The record is from RefSeq and is a predicted model, not a curated record. Gene Ontology annotation, cellular component: cytoplasm. The coding region runs from base 638 to 3949 and encodes 1103 amino acids.
GUGUGUCAACAUUUGGGGCCACAUGCGCCAAGAGCCUGGACACUCGGCGUGGAGAGAGCCUAGCCUUCUGAGGCAGGACAGGGGUGGUCGGCGAUUGGGACUGUCCCACGAGGGGGCGCGUCUCGGGCUCUAGGACCCGCCCUCGCCGCGUUGGGCGCGGGGAGGAGACCCGGGAACCCCGGAGCCCGGAGCUCCGCCUCCCGUUUCCGGGGCAGCGCAGUUACCUGCACCGCCAGAGCCACACCUGGCGGAGGGAGAAGUCUCGGGGAGCGCGGCGGGGCUCCGGCAGAGGCUGCGGGCGGCGGCGGCGGCGUGGAGCGCAGCGCGCGGAGGCAGGGGCAGGCAGGCGGCGGCUCGGGCCGCUCUCCCGGCUGGCUGGCCGCGGACUCGGGCCGGCUGGGCGCCGCGGCGGGCGCACAUGGCAGCGUGAGAGGCGGGCGGCGCGGGGCUGGGGCCGCAGGGCCGCAUGGACAGAGGCGCCACUCCGGCCGGCCCCCGUUAGGGCCCCCGAUCCGCGGGCGCCACCCCCCGAUCAUGCUGCCUCUGCGGCCGCCUGGACCCAAAGCGGCCGGCCCGAGCCGCUGAGCCCCGUGGCGGCCGCGAGCUGCAUGGGGGAGCGCGGGCCAGGCUCGGGAAGAUGCCCCGGCCGGAGUUGCCCCUGCCGGAGGGCUGGGAGGAGGCGCGCGACUUCGACGGCAAGGUCUACUACAUAGAUCACAGGAACCGCACCACCAGCUGGAUCGACCCGCGGGACAGGUACACCAAACCGCUCACCUUUGCUGACUGCAUUAGCGAUGAGUUACCGCUGGGAUGGGAAGAAGCGUACGAUCCACAGGUUGGAGAUUACUUCAUAGACCACAAUACCAAGACCACUCAGAUCGAGGAUCCGAGGGUGCAAUGGCGGCGGGAACAGGAGCACAUGCUGAAGGAUUACCUGGUGGUGGCCCAGGAGGCUCUGAGUGCACAAAAGGAGAUCUACCAGGUGAAGCAGCAGCGCCUGGAGCUGGCACAGCAGGAGUAUCAGCAGUUGCAUGCCGUCUGGGAGCAUAAGCUGGGCUCCCAGGUUAGCUUGGUCUCUGGAUCCUCAUCCAGCUCCAAGUAUGACCCUGAGAUCCUGAAAGCUGAAAUCACCACUGCAAAGUCCCGGGUCAACAAGCUGAAGAGAGAGAUGGUCCACCUGCAGCAUGAGCUACAGUUCAAGGAGCGUGGCUUUCAGACCCUGAAGAAAAUUGAUGAGAGAAUGUCCGAUGCUCAGGGCGGCUACAAACUGGAUGAGGCCCAGGCUGUGCUGAGGGAAACCAAAGCCAUCAAGAAAGCCAUCACCUGUGGAGAAAAGGAGAAGCAAGACCUGAUCAAGAGUCUCGCCAUGCUAAAGGACGGCUUCCGGACAGACAGAGGGUCACACUCCGACCUAUGGUCCAGCAGCAGCUCUCUGGAGAGUUCAAGCUUCCCAAUGCCAAAGCAGUUCCUGGAUGUGAGCUCGCAGACAGACAUCUCCGGGAGUUUCAGCACCAGCAGCAACAAUCAGUUGGCCGAGAAGGUCAGAUUGCGCCUUCGGUAUGAAGAGGCGAAGAGAAGGAUCGCCAAUCUCAAGAUCCAGCUGGCCAAACUUGAUAGUGAGGCCUGGCCUGGGGUGCUAGACUCAGAGAGGGACCGACUGAUCCUCAUCAAUGAGAAGGAGGAACUUCUGAAGGAGAUGCGUUUCAUCAGCCCCCGGAAAUGGACCCAGGGAGAGGUGGAGCAGCUGGAGAUGGCCCGAAGGCGACUAGAGAAGGACUUACAGGCAGCCCGGGACACCCAGAGCAAGGCGCUGACUGAGAGGUUAAAGUUAAGCAGCAAGAGGAACCAGCUGGUAAGAGAACUGGAGGAAGCCACUCGGCAGGUGGCUACCCUGCACUCUCAGUUGAAAAGCCUCUCCAGCAGCAUGCAAUCACUGUCUUCAGGCAGUAGCCCUGGGUCACUUACAUCCAGCCGGGGCUCCCUGGCUGCCUCUAGCUUGGACUCCUCCACCUCAGCCAGCUUCACUGACCUCUAUUACGACCCGUUUGAGCCGCUGGACCCGGACCUCCAGAGCAAGGUGGAACUGCUAUUCCUGGAGGGUGCCACAGGCUUCCGGCCCUCAGGCUGCAUCACCACCAUCCAUGAGGAUGAGGUGGCCAAGACCCAGAAGGCAGAGGGAGGCAGCCGCCUGCAGGCCCUGCGCUCCCUAUCUGGCACUCCAAGAUCCAUGAGCUCCCUGUCUCCACGCUCCUCUCUCUCCUCCCCAUCCCCUCCCUGUUCCCCUCUCAUCGCUGAUCCCCUCCUGACUGGAGAUGCCUUUCUGGCCCCGCUGGAGUUUGAAGACACGGAGCUGAGUACCACUCUUUGUGAGCUGAGCCUCGGCAGCAGCUCCCGGGAAAGAUACCGGCUGGAGGAACCAGGACCUGAGGGCAAGCCGCUGGGCCAAGCUGCAAAUGUGGCCCCAGGGUGUGGCCUCAAAGUGGCCUGUGUGUCUGCUGCAGUGUCCGAUGAGUCAGUGGCCGGGGACAGUGGUGUAUAUGAGGCUUCAGCGCAGAGACCAGGUACUUCUGAAACUGCUGCAUUUGACAGUGAUGAAUGGGAAGCUGUGGGUGCCACUCGGGUUCAGAUUGCUCUGAAAUAUGAUGAGAAGAAUAAGCAAUUCGCAAUAUUAGUCAUCCAACUGAGUAACCUCUCUGCUCUGUUACUACAACAAGACCAGAAAGUGAACAUCCGUGUAGCCAUCCUGCCUUGCUCUGAAAGCAGUACCUGCUUGUUCAGAACCCGGCCUCUGGACUCUGCAGAUACCCUCGUGUUCAAUGAGGCAUUCUGGGUGUCCAUGUCCUACCCAGCCCUUCACCAGAAGACCUUACGAGUUGAUGUCUGCACCACUGACAGGAGCCAUACAGAGGAGUGCCUGGGAGGUGCCCAGAUCAGCCUGGCUGAGGUCUGCCGGUCCGGGGAGAGGUCAACACGUUGGUACAACCUCCUGAGCUACAAAUACUUGAAGAAGCAGUGCAGGGAGCCCCAGCCAGUCGAGGCUCCUGGGCCAGACCAUGUGGAUGCUGUGUCUGCCUUGCUAGAACAGACAGCUGUGGAGCUGGAGAAGAGGCAGGAGGGAAGAAGCAGCUCCCAGACGCUGGAGGGAAGCUGGACGUAUGAGGAAGAGGCCAGCGAGAAUGAGGCAGUAGCUGAGGAGGAAGAGGAGGGAGAGGAAGAUGUCUUCGCUGAAAAGGCCUCCCCCGAGGCAGAGGAGUGUCCAGCAUUAAAGGUGGACAGAGAGACCAAUACUGAUAGUGUGACCCCAUCCCCCACCGUGGUGCGCCCCAAGGACCGGCGGGUGGGUGCCCCUUCGACAGGGACAUUUCUUCGAGGGAAUACCAUCAUCCGCUCCAAGACCUUCUCGCCUGGACCCCAGAGCCAGUACGUGUGUCGGCUGAAUCGAAGUGACAGUGAUAGCUCCACUCUGUCCAAGAAGCCACCUUUUGUUCGAAACUCUCUGGAGCGGCGCAGCGUCAGGAUGAAGCGGCCUUCUUCUGUCAAGUCCCUGCGCACAGAGCGCCUGAUCCGCACCUCGCUGGACCUAGAACUAGACCUUCAGGCCACGAGGACCUGGCACAGCCAGCUGACCCAGGAGAUCUCAGUGCUGAAGGAGCUGAAGGAGCAUUUGGAGCAAGCCAAGAACCACGGGGAGAAGGAGCUGCCACAGUGGUUGCGUGAAGACGAGCGCUUCCGCCUGCUGCUGCGGAUGCUGGAGAAGAGGGUGGAUCGUGCGGAGCACAAGAGCGAGCUGCAGGCCGACAAGAUGAUGAGAGCUGCUGCCAAGGACGUACACAGGCUUCGAGGCCAGAGCUGUAAGGAGCCCCCAGAAGUGCAGUCUUUCAGGGAGAAAAUGGCAUUUUUCACCCGGCCUCGGAUGAACAUCCCAGCUCUCUCUGCAGAUGACGUCUAACCACCAGAAAAGUAUUUCCUUUGUUGCAUGGACCAUGCUGUGAAGGUUGACUGUGACUAAUGUUAUUUAUGAGGCAUUAUAUGAAGGUACUGAGUCACAAGUCCCCGAGCGCUCUCCUUGGUUUGAAGACAGAUUUUUUUUUUAGUUCAGGUUUUCUUGUUAUUAUUUAAAAAAAAAAAAUGAUAAAGCAACCAUAACAACAACAACAAAAACAAAAAACAAACCAACCAAACAAAAAAAAAACCAGCAUUAAAAUGACAAGAUUGUAUAGUUUGUAUAUUUAGGAAUGUAUUUUUGGGAAAGAAUUUAAAUGAACUAAAGCAGCGUAAGAGGCUGCUAGUCUUAAAGUUGUCUAGAGUUUCCUUUUUUGUACAGCAGCAACUUUCAGAGGUUUCUCUGCAAUAAAAAAGUCGUAUUUGAGGGACGACAAUCCUCAAAGGAGAUCCCGCAGGUGGCACAGCACAGCUAACCUGCCCUGGUUAACGUUAUUUUGUACAAUAAUACAAAGAGGAGGAUGUACAGAAACCGUGGGGGGAUUCGAAGACUGUCCGAGGAUCUUUGUGAGCUGUGAUGUGUCUUUCAUGUGGCCACCUGACCUGAAGCAGGUAGCAUGGAGCUGGCUGAGCAAGGCCAGCCCAGACUGGUGACAGGCCACGCCCAUCUCAGAUGCCCAGUGACGCCGCUGUGGGAGUGAGGGGAGGGCUGCGGGAAAACUGCGUUUGGAUCUAUCUCUAUCAAUAAAGUGGCCUUUUAAGAAAGAGCUUCUCGC